Molecule: messenger RNA, 2788 nt
Organism: Oreochromis niloticus (Nile tilapia)
Lineage: Eukaryota; Metazoa; Chordata; Actinopteri; Cichliformes; Cichlidae
Gene: lyl1
Product: LYL1 basic helix-loop-helix family member
Exons: 5
Coding region: 707-2113 (468 amino acids)
Biological process (GO): regulation of transcription by RNA polymerase II
Molecular function (GO): protein dimerization activity; RNA polymerase II cis-regulatory region sequence-specific DNA binding; DNA-binding transcription factor activity, RNA polymerase II-specific
Source: RefSeq, a predicted model, not a curated record
UCACUCUCUCUCCCACCUCACAUUUGCCAGUACCAGAACUCUGGCAACCAGCGACAGCAUUGUGUCUUCUUGGCGAAGAGAUUGAGCGAGGGAAAGGAUAGGCAGGACGGUGAAAGAUAGAGAAAGACAGACAGAGAGAGGGAGAGAGACGAGAUUGACAUAUGGACAGGGGGUGAUGGCGGAGACCCGCACCUUCCAUCUCCACGUUUUGAGUGUGUCUUCGUUCAAAGGAGCAACUUCCAAUCAAAAAAAAACAUACAUCUACGUUUCCCAGUCGCUUGGCCUCGCUCUGACUUCUUCUCUUUGUAAAUGUUUUUUUCUCUGAAUAUUUAUAAUUAUUUAUAAAUGUUUAAGAAUAUGAGCAGUGGUAUCAGACAGCGUGGCUCCAAUUCUGACCUCAUAAGUUGACAGACAGACGCUGACAGGCUGCAGUGGAGUGUGAGCGACUUAAAGGAGGAGGGAGAGGACGCUAAACACUGAGCAGAUACAUGUGCGUUCUCCGAUCACUCGAACUCUGAGGGAUUUUGUACGCCAUACUGACGAGCCACAGUGGAUGUCAUAAUGUAUAUACUCUUUGAUAUCAAUCCAAUCGUCAGCGUUCUGGGACUUUUUGGGGACGAGACACAGACUUGCAGCACGCACGCUGGGCAGCUGAGAAGAGCGACACCUUGACAGUGACGGGGUUUCCUUCAGAGACUUCACCACCAUGAUGGAGAAGCUGAACUCCACUGGCCCGCCUGCCUCACCUCACGACAUACCUCGCCCCUCCUCCUCUUCUUCAUCCUCUGCCUCCUCACCAUCGUGUGCAUCCAUGGAGCAUAGCAGCCCUCUCUACAGCCAGCAGUCAGCAUCCUUGGAUGCUAUCGGCAGCCCACAACCCACUAACAAGACAGGGCACAAGGGACACACGGAUGUCCCUACUCCUGGCUCGACACAGGCCCCCAUCACCCCAAACACGGUGUUAACCAAUCACCAAGCAGAUACAACUGCUGCACCUGAGCCCAUUGCCAUGGAAACGGAGGAAGAAGAGGACGAGGAAAAACUAGGGGGGCCAAAGAGUACCACUGCUCCUGCUGCUUCAGCCAACGGGUCCCCAACUCUUUCCUCGCCACCUCCGCUCCUCCCGGCACCAGCAAAGACUUCCCCAUGCCCUCUUCCCCCUCCAACCUCCACAGCUGCCUUCCCUUCAUCCUCAUCAUCCUCUCCUCUUCCUCCCCACAUUCCAGUUAUCAGCCUUGGCCACAGCAAGCCCCCACUGCCACUCCCAAAUACCCCUUUGACUGCCCUCCACCCAAUUCCCAACCUCUUACACGGGCCACAUGGAGACAUUCGCCGCGGCCAGUUGAACUGUUUACCUGUGGUCAGCCCUGGAGCUUCUGGACCUACUGGAGGUCCCAUAGGUCCCACAGCUGCUUCUCCAGGGCCCCUGUUGCCUCAUCAGUACCUGCCUGGUCACCCCUUCUUCACCAGUUCUUACCUGGGUUCUUCAGGAGGAAGCUAUGGUGUCAUCAGCAACAACCGCAUCAAGAGGAGACCCUCCUCGCACUUUGAGAUGGAGAUGAAUGAAUGCCCUCCCCAGAAACUCGCCCGCCGCGUCUUCACCAACAGCCGUGAACGCUGGCGACAGCAGAACGUCAACGGGGCUUUCUCCGAGCUGAGGAAACUCAUUCCCACGCACCCACCCGACAAGAAACUCAGCAAGAACGAAAUCCUCCGCCUGGCCGUGAAGUACAUCAACUUCCUGGUCACACUGCUCAAUGACCAGGACCAAGACAAGAGCAGGGACUCGGCUGAGGAUGAUGUGGAGGAUGAGAGCAUGGCUCCUGGUUUGGCAGGCAAAAAACUGAACCCUCGUUUUCAGUGCGACACUCCGCCGCCAUCCCACUCUGCCCUGCCUGCGUCAGCCCGUCCCGCUUUGGCGUUAGCCCACAGAGACAGAGACUCAACUGACUCAAUCAGUGCCCUGGCUAAUUCCCCAGCAACGUCCAGUUGCUAUGGAGACACGGACAGUGAAGAAAGCUUUGGUGCUAAGACCUCUUUGGUGACCCAAGGCAUUCUGGGAAAGGUCAAGAGUCAGAUAGGGAUGGUGGCAGCAUCGAAUGAUGAGCGGUGACACCAAAAGGCAGCAAACACUGGGAGUUUAAAUGCCGGGCAAACAGACGGAGAUAUCAAAAAUGUUUGAUUAACUGCAGAAAGAUGUGAAUACGUUUUAAAACAGAGGGAUUUUUUUAAAUGAAUUUUGCAGGUUUGAGAGCCUCUUUGUCUUUUCUGGCAAUGUUGAUUGUGAAGCUGUCAUUUAGUGAAACACCAAACUGUGUUUUGAGGCAGGCUGAGACAUGAAACUUAACAGAACAUUCAAACCACCUUCAUAUCCAAAUAUGGUAACAAUGAUCCUUUAAUAACCAUUAUACAACUAAAACUGUAAAAGAAGAAAGACACGAAACAAGGCCCUGAUUACAUGUGCUUAUAAAAGUAAUCCGGGGAAUUUAAAAUCUUCUUAGAAAAUGGAUAAAAAUGGAAGAUUUGCGAAAAAAAAAAUCAUGAAAAUCAAAUAUUUUGUCAGUCUCUGAAGUUUACAUGUAAAUAAUCAGCCUUGCCUCAGUGCAGUUAUGGUAACUUAGAGUGCCUGCAGAGAAAUGCAUUGCAUGCAGUGGUGAUUUGACGUUGCCGUUUUUUAAUGUCCUCGCUGCUCUUAUUGUCUGAAAAGCAGGGCUGAUGGUUCCACCCUGACAUUGUGACACACUUGUAAGAGACAGAAAUAAAGUGUGUUUUAGUUUGCUGUUCCUUA